Molecule: messenger RNA, 2005 nt
Organism: Rhododendron vialii
Lineage: Eukaryota; Viridiplantae; Streptophyta; Magnoliopsida; Ericales; Ericaceae
Product: ADP-ribosylation factor GTPase-activating protein AGD5
Exons: 11
Coding region: 210-1661 (483 amino acids)
Molecular function (GO): GTPase activator activity
Source: RefSeq, a predicted model, not a curated record
ACGUGCAAGCAAAAAAAGUCAAGAAGAAGCAAUUCCAUUCUCUCUCUCUCUCUCUCUCCGGAAUACGCUCGUCAUUUUAAUCAGACGGUUCAGAGAGAGAAGCAGGAGAGAGCCCAAAAAAAAAAUCUUUCAUCUUUCCCUCUCCUCUCACCAGAGAGAUAUCCAAUUGGACAUCGAUUCAAUCCAAAUUAGGGCGCGCAUCAAUAACCAUGAACGAGAAGGCCGGAGUCAGCAAAGAGCUCAAUGCCAAACACAGAAAGAUACUGGAAGGGCUUCUUAAAUUGCCAGAGAACAGGGAAUGUGCUGACUGCAAAUGCAAGGGUCCACGGUGGGCUAGUGUUAAUCUGGGCAUCUUCAUAUGCAUGCAAUGUUCUGGAAUCCACAGAAGUCUUGGAGUCCACAUAUCGAAGGUGAGAUCUGCUACCCUGGACACAUGGCUUCCUGAACAGGUUGCAUUUAUUCAGUCAAUGGGGAAUGAGAAGUCAAAUAGCUAUUGGGAAGCAGAGCUACCCCCUAAUUAUGAUAGAGUUGGGAUUGAGAAUUUCAUUCGUGCUAAGUAUGAAGAUAAAAGAUGGGUUCCUAAAGACAACACAAAGUCACCUGCUAGAGCUCUGGAAGACAAGGCUUCUGUGCAGCGGCAGAUACCUGAGGAUAGGAGUGGACAUGACCAUGGUAGCAAUUCUGAAAAUUCAUCCGAGGAAAGGAAAAAAAACUUUCAAGAACAUCGUACAAGGCACAGCAUUCCAGCUCCUACGAGGAUUAGUAUACCUGUACCCCCCAAAGGACCUGAACCAGUUACUCCACUGCCAAAGGCUCAACAGAUCACUGAGAAGAAAUCAGAACCAAUAGUAGCGCCUUCUGAAUCAACAAAGCAGGCAGUAGAAUGUAGUCCAGCUGUCUCUGCCUCGAAAGUUGAUUUUGCUACUGAUCUCUUCAACAUGCUUUCAAUGGAUGGUCCUAGUGUAAAUAGCUCAGAGGCUGCCUCUGCUGAUGACAAUGCAUGGGCAGGUUUCCAAUCGGCUGCUGAAGGUUCAGUAGCUGAUAAAACUGGCUCUACAGAACCAGAUGCUAAGAAGACGCAUUCUUCUUCUGGUAUUGAAGAUCUGUUUCAAGACUCCCCUUCUGUAGUUUCUGCAGUGUCAGAAAAGCCUAAAAAAGAUGCUAAAACUGAUAUUAUGAGCCUUUUUGAUAAGUCCAAUAUGGUGUCGCCAUUUGCUAUUCACCAACAGCAAAUUGCUAUGUUGCAACAGCAGCAGUCCCUUCUUAUGGCUGCUGCAGCUAAAUCAGGUGGCGUUUUGCCAAAUUUUGCUGGAAAUGCACAACCACCAGGGGUAAAUGGUACAACCUUACCCACCCCAAACUGGCCAAAUGUUGGUUUCCAGUUUCCUGGAAUGAUGACACCUGCUGCUGGAAAUAAUGAGCUACUGAAAUACAUGCAGCAGAUGGGAAACAUGGGAUCAACACUGCCAGUUGGGAGCUCUGUUCCAUUUCCAACAGCAAGCAUUUAUAAUAUGGGGCAAAAUGCUUCUACUAAUGGUGUGGCACCUGCCGGAACAAAUAAAACGCCUUCAGCAUCCCCCGUCUCAUCUUCUGGGGUUACACAGACUGGAAAAGAAUAUGAUUUCUCUUCAUUGACGCAAGGUUUUUUCUCAAAAUCCUGAGAUGAUGCUGCAACGAACUGUCAUAGUAGCAUGCUGACGGAAUCCAUUUACAGAAAGCUAGCAUUUCGAAGGUCCUUUCCAUGUGUACACUAUUUGUAUUUUGUAGAGGCGGCACUUUUCUGUUUUCCUUAUUCUUUUUUCUUCAUAUUUUCUUCACUCUCUUUCUCAAUACGGGCGGUGGAUUCAUUUGUAUGAGAUAGGUGGACUGGGUGGAGUAAUAAGUGAUUUUAGAUUCAUUGAUAACCAUUUUCCCGCUACGCUAUUUUGUUUUGGACGGCUUAUGGCUAUAGAGAAUAUGUGAAUUUGUACUGAGAUGAGAUAACCUGCUGUCUUUUUAAGUUAAA